Molecule: messenger RNA, 1506 nt
Organism: Helianthus annuus (common sunflower)
Lineage: Eukaryota; Viridiplantae; Streptophyta; Magnoliopsida; Asterales; Asteraceae
Product: probable glycosyltransferase At5g11130
Exons: 4
Coding region: 123-1481 (452 amino acids)
Molecular function (GO): glycosyltransferase activity
Source: RefSeq, a predicted model, not a curated record
UUUGAGGAAUAGUUAAAGACUUCUUUUCUGUUGGACCAAUCACUACUCCAAGAAAACCCUAGCUGUACCACCACCGCCACCUGCAGCACAACCACAACCACAACCUCCGCGAUCACCACCACAUGGCAACAGACGGCUGGAAAACCGGUUACAAAUCUCCAUUGUUUUACACAACAAUUUUUCUCAUUCUCUUCUUCGUUUGCCUCAAUACCCAGUUCAAUUUCUUUACGUUUUCUUUUUUAAAACCCUAUUUAAUCCCCCCUGCUCCGGCGUCACCACCGCUGCCGUCCUCUACCAUUAUGAUUAAGAAAGAGGAUAUGGUGGAGGAACGGUUGUCUAGAGCUCGUGCCGCCAUACGAGCAGCCGGUCGAAUGAGGAGAUAUACGAUGUCGUGGCGUCUUCGUGACCGGAGUUUUACUCCGAGAGGAUCAGUUUACAGAAAUCCUUAUGCUUUUCAUCAGAGUCACAUAGAGAUGGAGAAGAGUUUCAAAAUAUGGACAUACAAGGAAGGAGAACUACCUAUUUUUCAUGGAGGACCCAUGAAGAAUAUCUACUCCAGUGAAGGACAAAUCAUUGACGAAAUCGAGAGUAAAAAAAGCCGUUUUUUCACACAAAACCCUGAUGAAGCACUCGUGUUCUUUCUCCCCGUCAGCGUGGUUUUCAUUCGACACUAUCUUUAUAGAACUCAUGCUGAUUAUGAUCGCCAUAUCAUCCAAGAUGUUGUCACUGAUUACAUUGGAGUUUUAUCCAACAAGUACCCUUAUUGGAAUAGAAGUAGUGGAGCUGAUCACUUCUUUGUUAGCUGCCAUGAUUGGGCACCUGAUGUUUCAGCAACAAAUCCUAAGCUUUACAAACACUUCAUUCGAGUGCUAUGCAAUGCCAACAGUUCUGAAGGUUUUCGGCCCGAAAGAGACGUCUCAUUGCCAGAACUCAACAUCCCUUAUGACCAGCUCGGCCCACCCCUCACUGGACAACCACCCGAAAACCGCUCAAUCCUAGCCUUUUUCGCGGGUGGCAACCACGGACAUGUUAGAAAAUAUUUAUUUGAAACCUGGCUAGGCAAAGAUAAUGACCUUAAAGUAUUUACUUACCUCCCAAAAACCCUAAACUAUACAGAAUUAUUGGGUAGAUCAAAGUAUUGCUUGUGUCCUAGUGGAUAUGAAGUAGCAAGCCCAAGAAUAGUUGAAUCGAUUUCAGCGGGUUGUGUUCCGGUUAUUGUUUCCGACCAUUAUGUAUUACCAUUUAGUGAUGUUCUUGACUGGAGCAAGUUUUCGGUUCAUGUUCCUGUGGAGAAGAUACCGGAUAUUAAGAAAAUCUUGGAAGGUAUUGGGAAGGAUGAUUAUUUGAAAAUGCAGAAAAUGGUGAUGAAGGUGCAAAGACAUUUUAUAGUUCAUAGACCAUCAAGACCGUAUGAUUUGAUAGAUAUGGUGCUUCAUUCAGUUUGGUUAAGAAGGCUCAAUGUAAAAUUGUCAGGAUUUUAAUAAUUUGUUUGAUAAAGUUAUUGUA